AAUUUUUCAUUAAUGAAUAUAAUUUUUUUAUCAAAUGCAUAUUCAUCAGUCUAUCAAUAUCAUCAAUAAUACUUGUGUUACUGUCGCGCCGGUUUUUACGUUUUUCGCUAGAGUAGGUACAAGUUCACUUAACACUCGGCUCAGUCCUACGCAAACGGAAUAUCAAAGGCUUGUUUUUUAAUCAAAACUACCUAUAUCUGGCAUCACGCCAACCCAGUUCCAGAAAUAGAUUAUGGAAUAACGUGCGUCGCGUAAACGCGUAAAACCGCAAUUUUUUUACCAAAUUAUAUUGUGUGUGUAAAAUGGACCGGCACCACAACCACUCAAGUAUCCAUGGCUCCUGCAGGAGUAAGGACUCCACUUCUACCACUGAGAGCGACCCCCGGGAGAAAAUUAAAGACUGUUUGAGAAAAUUCAUAGCAUUUAUGUUUACACAAGUGGGAGUCGGUGCUCUUGUAGUUUGUUAUGCGAUUCUCGGCGCUGCGAGUUUCAUGCACAUUGAGAAGGACAGUCCAGACGAACAGCUGGAAAACGUUCUGCAAUGGAGACAGAACUGUGUAGAAGAACUGUGGAAUAUUACCAAUAAAUACAAUGUGUUAAACUACACUGCUUGGAUGUCUAACAGCAAUAAUGUUUUGAAAGUAUUUCAAAACAAUCUAACAGGAGCUAUACAUUUGGGUUAUAACGGUCGAGCUUCCGAGGAUAUAUGGUCUUUCCCCGCUGCUUUAAUGUACUCCCUAUCAGUUUUCACAAUGAUUGGGUAUGGCAAUGUAGUACCGAAAACAGUAUGGGGCAAAAUUGGUACUAUAGCAUAUGCAUGCUUUGGGAUACCGAUAUACGUGUUAUACUUCUGUAAUAUGGGCAAAGUGUUGGCAAAAACUUUUAAAUGGCUGUACAUAACCGCUCAUGAGUGCAGUCGAAGGGAUGAUACUUUACUUGAAGAUGGGGAAAUUCAACCUAUUAAAAGGAAGAUCACAGUACCAUCGACAGCUUGUCUAUGGGUCAUUUCCUUUUAUAUUUUAACUGGAACUAUUAUGUUUGGAGCUUGGGAGCAUUGGAACUAUUUGGACUCAACCUAUUUUUGUGUAAUUAGUUUAUGUAAAAUUGGUUUCGGAGAUUUUGUCCCAGGAGCAAACAUUGCAGACUCGGCUGAAGGUUCCCAUUUGAAAUUAGUGAUAAACUUUAUAUAUGUUCUACUAGGAAUGGGUCUUGUGGCCAUGUGCUAUAAUUUAAUGUGCGAAGAUGUACGAGUCAAAGUGAGAGAGCUCCGACAAGACUUGAAGAAUUGCUUGGAUGAUAUUACAUUGAAAAUUACAGUUUGUAUGAACGAUACAAAAUAUUAUCAUCAGAAACAAACUAGAAAUAUAAAAUGAUGCUCUAGAAAUUUUGUAGAGAUUUUUUGUUUUAACAGCAGAGUCAAUCUUCUUGUAGCUGUAAAGAGGUAUGCUUUCUUGGAUUUGGGCUGUUCUAGGACAGCAGAGAAAUUUUUCUAGAAAUAGUCUCAUCCUGAAAGUUGAAACCAACUUUGAAUGCAUACUAAAUAUUUUUUUUUUCCACAAAUCCACUGAUCAUUAUUUUUCAGGGGCUUAGGAAAAC
Messenger RNA from Maniola jurtina (meadow brown), 1596 nucleotides. Its product is annotated as TWiK family of potassium channels protein 7. Gene Ontology annotation, cellular component: membrane. Gene Ontology annotation, biological process: potassium ion transmembrane transport; stabilization of membrane potential. Bases 303 to 1373 code for a protein of 356 amino acids. Lineage: Eukaryota; Metazoa; Arthropoda; Insecta; Lepidoptera; Nymphalidae. Gene Ontology annotation, molecular function: potassium ion leak channel activity. The transcript has 3 exons. The record is from RefSeq and is a predicted model, not a curated record.